This is a messenger RNA of Elephantulus edwardii (Cape elephant shrew), 3653 nucleotides long. RefSeq names its product caprin family member 2 (gene CAPRIN2). The transcript is spliced from 18 exons. The coding region runs from base 52 to 2751 and encodes 899 amino acids. NCBI's taxonomy places the organism in Eukaryota, Metazoa, Chordata, Mammalia, Macroscelidea, Macroscelididae. Gene Ontology annotation, biological process: positive regulation of canonical Wnt signaling pathway. The record is from RefSeq and is a predicted model, not a curated record. Gene Ontology annotation, molecular function: signaling receptor binding. Gene Ontology annotation, cellular component: cytoplasm.
UUCUACUUUUAUAUUUAACUUUCUCUCCACCCUGUAGGUUCGUCUGUUUCAAUGGUGCGACUCUCUUCAUCCCCUUUUGGUUGCCAGUCACAUUCAGAGGAAGGAAGAGAGGGGAAUAUGAAGUCAGCCAAGCCCCAGGUGAACCACAGUCAGCAUGGGGAAAGCCAGCAGGCCAUGAGUCCCCUACACUCGAUUCUCACUUCACCUGCCUCUCCUGCUCAGGCAUAUGAAACCUAUAUUGAUAAUGGACUCAUAUGCCUUAAACACAAAAUUAGAAACAUCGAGAAAAAGAAGCUCAAAUUGGAAGAUUAUAAGGACCGCCUAAAGAAUGGAGAGCGACUUAAUCCAGACCAGUUGGAAGCAGUAGAAAAAUAUGAAGAAGUGCUUCAUAACUUGGAAUUUGCCAAGGAGCUUCAGAAAACCUUUUCUGGACUGAGUCAAGAACUGCUUAAAGCUCAGAAGAAAGCCCAGAGAAGGGAGCAGAUGCUAAAACUUGAGGCUGAGAAGAAAAAACUUCGAACAAUACUUCAAGUUCAGUAUGUAUUACAGAACUUGGCACAGGAACAUGUGCAGAAGGACUUGACAGGGGGAUUGAAUGGUGCAGUGUAUUUGCCUUCAAAAGAACUUGACUACCUCAUUAAAUUUUCAAAACUGACCUGCCCUGAAAGAAAUGAAAAUGUGAGCGUUGAAGACCAGAUGGAGCAGUCAUCCUUGUACUUUUGGGACCUUUUGGAAGGUAGUGAGAAAGCAGUGGUAGGAACGACAUACAAACAUGUGAAAGACCUGUUGUCUGAACUCCUAAACUCAGGAUAUUUUGAAAGUAUCCCAGUUCCCCAAAAUGCAAAGGAAAAAGAAGCACCUGUUGAGGAAGAAAUACUGACAAAAUCAGACGAGAACAAACAAUUAUUGAAAACAGAAUCUGUCAAAGACUCAGAGUCUCUUGUGGAACUUGCACAGCCAGAGAUACAGCCACAAGAAUUUCUUAACAGGCGCUACUUGACAGAAGUAGAUUAUCCAAACAGACAGGAUGAAGAGAAAUCCUGGGAAGAUGAUUAUGCUAGAAAACCAAAUCUUCUCAAAAGUUGGGAUAUGCUUACAGAGCCAGAUAAUCAGGAAAAGAAACAUGAAUCCUUCAAGUCCUGGGAGUCUCCUGUUAAGCAACAGGAGUCACCAAAGCCAACAAAACUGGAGGAACGGAGGAAACAAGAGAUUUCAAAGCUCAGGGCUCCUUUGCAAGAAGGGCAGAAGAAGCAGGAGACAUCCAAGUCCAAGUCAACUCCUGUCCAAUGGAAACAAGAAACUUCCAAGUCAAAAGUAGAAUACAUUCAAGAGGAGCAGAAGAAGCAGGAGACACCAAAGCCUUGGCCAGUUCAGCUGCAAAAAGAGGAUCCAAAGAAACAAACUCCAAAAUCUUGGGCAUCUUCUCUGCAGAGUGAACAGACCAUCACCAAAUCAUGGAGCACUCCUGUGUGUGAAAAACAGGACUCAAGACAAUCAGAGAUGCUCAAAUCUUGGGAAAACAGUGUUGAGAAUAAAAAACACCCUUUAACACUUCAAUCACAGAUCUCUCCAAAGUCCUGGGGAGUAGCCACAGCAAACCUCAUUCCAAAUGAUCAGCUCUUGCCCAGGAAGUUUAAUACAGAAUCCAAAGAUGUGCCUAAACCUAUGCAUCAGCCUGUAGCUUCUUCCUCUUCUCUUCCAAAGGAUCCAGUACUGAGGAAAGAAAAACUGCAGGAUCUGAUGACGCAGAUUCAAGGAACUUGUAAUUUUAUGCAAGAAUCUGUUCUGGACUUUGACAAACCGUCAAGUGCAAUUCCGUUGUCACAGCCGCCUUCAGUUGCUUCAGCCAUCCCAGUCGCAUCUACGGAACAAAAUCCACCCAGUCAAAAUGACUUUCUUCAAGAGCCAUUACAGGGUACUACUUCUCCAGUUCCUUGUAGCUCAAAUGCUUGUUUGGUCACUGCUGAUCAGACUUCUGGAUCUGAAACGGAGUUUGUGACCUCAGGAACUCCUGAGGCAGCAGCUCCUCAAAGCAAGCAGACAUCUUCAUUAGCAUCUCCAAAUCCUCCCUUGUCCCUGAGCUCUGAACAGGGAUUCCAGUCACCUCCAGCAAGUAGUAGUUCAGUAACCAUUAACACAGCACCCUUUCAAGCCAUGCAGACAGUAUUUAAUGUUAAUGCACCUCUCCCUCCACGGAAAGACCAAGAACUAAAAGAACCCUCUUAUUCACCUGGCUACAAUCAAAAUUUUACUACAGCAAGUACACAGACACCACCGCAGUGCCAACUGCCAGCCAUACACGUAGAACAAACUGUCCUUUCUCAAGAGAUUGCAAAUUACCACCCUGAUGGAACUAUUCAAGUAAGCAAUGGUAGCUUUGCCUUUUACCCAGCACAGACGAAUGUAUUUCCCAGACCCACUCAGGCAUUUGUCAACAACCGGGGAUCCGUUAGAGGAUGCACGCGUGGUGGGAGACUACUGAUCAACUCCUAUCGGUCCCCUGGUGGUUAUAAAGGUUUUGAUACAUAUAGAGGACCUCCUUCAAUUGCAAAUGGAAAUUAUAGCCAACUACAGUUCCAAGCUAGAGAAUAUGCUGGAACAUCUUAUUCCCAAAGGGAAAAUUUCCAGCAGUGUUAUAAGCGAGGAGUAGCAUCUGGUGGUCCUCGGGUGAAUUCAAGAGCUAACUACUUCAUUAUGAGAAACUCACUGUUGCUAAUAAAACAGCAGGGUGGAGUGAUUCUUCUCAGGUGAGCAGCCCAGAAAGAGACAACGAAACCUUUAACAGUGGUGACUCUGGACAAGGAGAUUCCCGUAGCAUGACCCCUGUGGAUGUACCAGUGACAAAUCCAGCAGCCACCAUACUGCCAGUACAUGUCUAUCCCCUGCCUCAGCAGAUGCGAGUUGCCUUCUCAGCAGCCAGAACCUCUAAUCUGGCCCCUGGAACUUUAGACCAACCUAUUGUGUUUGAUCUUCUUCUGAACAACUUGGGAGAAACUUUUGAUCUUCAGCUUGGUCGAUUUAAUUGCCCGGUGAAUGGCACAUAUGUUUUCAUUUUUCACAUGCUAAAGUUGGCAGUGAAUGUCCCACUGUAUGUCAACCUCAUGAAGAAUGAAGAAGUCUUGGUCUCUGCAUAUGCCAACGAUGGUGCUCCAGACCAUGAAACUGCUAGCAACCAUGCAAUUCUUCAGCUUUUUCAGGGAGAUCAAAUAUGGUUACGUUUGCACAGGGGUGCAAUUUAUGGAAGUAGCUGGAAAUAUUCUACAUUUUCAGGCUAUCUUCUUUAUCAAGAUUGAAAGUCUGUAUAGAAUUGACAAUAAAAGGAAAGUAAUUGUUCUCACUGGUGGAUUAAGAAAAAGUAGUCUUUGUUCUCAUGACUGAUUGGUUUAGAAAAAAUGUUUUCAUGCAUAAGAAAGGAGGAGGGCCUUACUAUUUUUUUUUUCCUCCCCAAGGUUAAACAUUUCAAGUUGAAUGAUAAUUAGCACUAAUCUGGCACCUUAAAAUUGUGAUGUAGCCUUGCUAGUCAAGCUGUGAAUGUAUAUUGUUUGCACUUAAUUCUUUAAUUGUAUUAAUGUUCUACUUACUAAACUGCCUCAAGUUCAGGCAAGUUAUAAUGCCUUGUUGUGCCUCAAUAAUAAUAAAAAAAUUAUGUGCAC